CAGAUUACUGACUAACGCUUCAAGUGCAAUGCAAAUUGCUAGACAAGCUUUAAAAACAUCUCCUUUGAAACGUUUUUCCACCAACACGUGUAGCCGAGUAAUUUUCCUGUUUUGCCAGAAGAAAAGGCGCUGCUUCCACGAAAGUUUACAAAACCGCUGACGAAACGUCAUCUGAAGCCCACUUGACAGCCAGCUGUGCGUUGUCAACAAUUUCAUGCUUUCUCGCUCGCUCUAUCGCAACCGUGUAUCGACGGGGGGUACGCAUGACAGCCAACGCAAAACACAGCUGGCCUGAUUGCUUUGACAGCUCACCGUACACACACACUAACGUAGCAGGCUAGAACACGCACACGCGCGCACCGAUAGCAUUGAGACGUGGUCAAUGUAAACGCCAGUGGAUGCUUCGUGGACACAUAUUGGGUUGAAGCUUGUGCGGGAAGAUACCUCACCACAAGGAUCGAGUGUUUUCUCCAGUGCAGUUUCCGGUUGCCAGCCCAUUUAUACAAAUUCAGAACGAACGGGUACCAGGUAACGCCAUCUACAAGAUGUGUGAUGUGUGUACACGACUGCAUUUAUUAUCGACACAUCGUCCACGCAUCGAUACCGAUCAGUAACCGGAAGGCAAUCGAUGCAAGUGUGUGAUACGGUGCGAAUCUAGAUUAGUGGCCGCGAUACCGUACGGUUGCCAACCAUCGCACAUCCCCUUUGAAUCAGCAUCCGGCCUUGGGCCAUCACCGUUUCAGGGCGCGGUAUCGUGUUCGGUUACCCUGUCUUGUAUGUAAAAAUAAAACGACGUCUGUCAAAAAGGUGCGUUCUGGUUCGACGUAUACAAAACUGCGUACGAAACUAGUACCAGGUCGUCCGAGAUAGUGCUGCGAUCGCUUUCACCAUGGCGAUGCUGCUAAAGCGACCGAUCGGAACGCUCGUUAGCGGGUUGCGCAGCGUUGGUGGCGGCAAUCGAAAUGGUGGUGGCAACACACCAUUACUGGACGGCGGGUAUACGAGCGGAACGGGCGGUGGUACCGCAGCACCGGGUCACGACGGAGGAAUGCGCCAAACGCUGACGAUCGUUUUUCUCUGCAUCCUGUGGUACGUCGUGUCUAGCAGUAACAACGUUAUCGGCAAGAUGAUACUGAGCGAGUUUCCCUACCCGAUGACGGUGACGAUGAUACAGCUGACAAGCAUUACCGUGUACAGUGGACCGUUCUUCAAUCUGUGGGGCGUUCGGAAAUAUGUUGACAUAUCCUGGCGCUACUAUUUCACCUUUAUCGUGCCGUUGGCGCUGGGGAAAUUUUUGGCCUCGGUAACGUCACACAUUUCCAUCUGGAAGGUGCCAGUUUCGUACGCUCAUACAGUGAAAGCAACGAUGCCACUAUUCACCGUGAUACUGUCGCGUAUUAUAAUGCGCGAACGGCAAACCAAAGCCGUGUAUCUGUCACUGAUGCCGAUCAUCGUUGGUGUGGGCAUUGCGACACUAACCGAACUAUCGUUCGAUGUUAUCGGGCUGAUCAGUGCACUGAUCGCAACGAUGGGCUUCUCACUGCAGAACAUCUUUUCCAAGAAGGUGCUGAAGGAGACGGGCGUUCAUCAUCUACGGCUGCUGCACAUACUCGGCCGGUUGGCCCUGUUUAUGUUUCUGCCGGUGUGGAUCUACGUCGAUCUGUUUAACGUGAUGAAACAUCCAUCCAUUGUAACGGGUGACUAUCGGGUGAUUGCGCUGCUGUUUACCGACGGUGUGCUUAACUGGUUGCAAAACAUACUCGCGUUCAGUGUGCUGUCGUUGGUGACGCCCCUGACGUACGCGGUCGCAAGCGCCAGCAAGCGCAUCUUUGUCAUUGCCAUCUCGCUGUUCGUGCUGGGCAAUCCGGUAACGUGGCUGAACGUGCUCGGCAUGCUGGUAGCGAUACUCGGUGUGCUGUGUUACAAUCGGGCGAAAUAUUUUGCCCGCCGUCAGGACACGCUACUACCGUACGCAUUCAAUGCGAAGGAGUCCGGUGAUACGAAGGGUUCGACCACGCUUGCCAGCCACGGUAAUGGCCGGCGGUAUCCGUACGCUCCCCUCCACGCUAAUGGCGGUGUAUCGGUACCGGAGAAUGUACUGCUAGCGAACGGUACGGCCAACCUCGUGCCAGUGGCAACCCAUCCACACAGUGGACCGCUCGGUGUAGCACCGACAAUCCCGAUCACAACGUCCUCGAACAUGACUACGUCCAGCAGUACCAAUGGUAGGUUACUGUUCGUUUAGGCAGGCGUGCGGUGACAGGUUGCCCUCCCCUAGCCCAUUUGGUGAUGCGGACGAACUGAAGAACGGAUACCUGAGAUACCAUACCAGCAAGAGCACGUGGUGUAGCAAAUUAGUAGGGGACGCAACAUGGAACAACCGGUUAGCACGGUAGUAAUUUAUACAUAUAUCCUAAAUAAUAACGACUCCGGAAGAACCGACGACCAGUGUGCGACAUUGGCAACACUUUUUGUAAUAUAGACACAGACAGACACGUACACACACACAUACACCUGAUUUAUUGUACUAGUGGGAAGGAAGUAUUAGCAAGCAGCUGAAGGAUAACAAAAUGGAAUAUAUUGAUUUGCUUUCAUCUUUAAGCUCGCCGAUAAACCAGUGAGAGUUUGCUCAUUAUUGAUUGCUACAUUUAAACCAUUUUCCGCAAGUUAAGAUGCUUCAAAUACUAGUAUCAAUUUACAGCUAGAGAAAGGAAUCUAAAACACACAUUAGAACAAACGCAAUAGAGAGGCAAUUAAUUUUCUUCAGACAGACAAGACAGUAUUUUCUGAUUAAGUUUUUGUUUUGUUCCGUUUAAAACAACACAACCCCGUUUAGCUCCAUGCGUCUGAUUUUGUUUUUUUUUUAUUUUCCUUCUUAAAAAUGUGUUAUAUCCAUCCUCUGCAAGGGAACCACGAUUUAUAGCGUAUAUUGUUAUGCAAAUGUACAUAGUUAGGGAACCGUUGAAAUACGAAUCUGUCGGAACUGAAUGUGUGAUGUAAGGCUUUGUUGCGUGUACGUUCCCUUCCAACUAGGUGUUCCUUUCCUUCGAUCCUAUUCGUUCACAGUUAUCUGUUUAUUACUUUUGUAUUAUGUUGUGUUUGUUCACGAUCUAAGCAAUAUUAGUUUUACGCUUAUAUGUCCAACAUCAUUGUAUUACCGUUGCUCUCCCUAUACGGGCAUCGAUACUUAGACGCUGGUUACAGUACAAGCUGCUUGCAGUAGCUAAUGGGGCGAGACAAUGAAGCAACACACACAGAAAAAAAAAUCACAAAAGUCAUCCAUCUGGUUUUUGCUCAGCAGUUUUAUUUUGCUUUGUUUUAUUAACUAUUUUUUUUUAUUGUAUAUUCCAUUUUAUUUUAAAUAUUGUUUCCUCCCUUUCCCCCCAAAUAUUGUUAGUAUAAAAUCAACCCACAACCUACCCCACUCUCGAUGGAUGGGAAGACGAAUUUAAUGUAAUAGGAAAAAAAAUAUAAAUAUAUCUUCUAGACAAUUUCGUUAACCAGUUUGCUUUCCUGAAUGUUAUUUAAAAAUGCGCAAAAAUUUGCUUAGCAAAACAAAAUAAUGAAAAUGUAAUGCGGAAUGGUGCUGCUGUACUAAAUGAAGCAAAAUGAAGAAGAACAAAAAUUCAAAUGAAUGUAACUGAAGAUUGAAUGGCUAUGAGUAGUAAUAUCUUCUAUAGCAAGUGGUUAUUUUGCAAAACAAAAAAUUUUCUUUUUCUUAUUUGUUUGACUGUGGAAAUAAAUUCAUUGGUUAAUGAAUAAUGAUAUAAAAUGUAA
Messenger RNA from Anopheles funestus (African malaria mosquito), 3777 nucleotides. RefSeq names its product solute carrier family 35 member E1 homolog. Lineage: Eukaryota; Metazoa; Arthropoda; Insecta; Diptera; Culicidae. The record is from RefSeq and is a predicted model, not a curated record. The transcript has 4 exons. Gene Ontology annotation, cellular component: Golgi apparatus. Gene Ontology annotation, molecular function: antiporter activity. The coding region runs from base 890 to 2245 and encodes 451 amino acids.